Salmo salar (Atlantic salmon) is the source of this 2261-nucleotide messenger RNA. RefSeq names its product peripherin 2-like b (gene prph2lb). Gene Ontology annotation, biological process: visual perception. The record is from RefSeq and is a predicted model, not a curated record. Gene Ontology annotation, cellular component: plasma membrane. Lineage: Eukaryota; Metazoa; Chordata; Actinopteri; Salmoniformes; Salmonidae.
UUAAGAUUACGGGGUAAACUAAUGUUAAGGGGAUUAACAGUUGUGGCUAGGAGAUGUCUGGGUAGGGAAAUGUAUGCCACUCUUCUUCUCUUCAGCCUCGGGCUCCAUCUUAUUCGUCCAUGUCGAGAUAGACCUCCUUACCUUUUCUGAGGAUGACAUUUGGCAAAAAGGAAUAUCGAAGGCACCGAAAUACAGAAAGAUGGUCCCAAAGCCUUCGGUUGACAAUGUGAAUGCUGCAGAUAUAGAGCUACAGGACGUGCUGUCUUUCGUGGCUAAGGCCACCGGCCAAAAGUACAGAAAUACCUCAGCUAAGCUGCUUAUGAGGUCCUCCAGGAAAUAGCUUGGCACCUUUCUACAUCCCCCAUCCAUCCCUCUUCCCCAUUGGUCCACAGCCCUUACCCUUUCCAGAAUUCACCUCUCCCUUCUGCCCUCCAAACCACUGUACCACUGGACCUACUUGUAUCUUCUGGAUGAGAAGGGCAGACUGACAGGAUACGUAGACAAAAUGGCGGUCUUAAAGGUGACGUUCACCAAGACCACUCGGGGCAAGCUAGCCCUGGUGUUGUGGGUCCUCAACUGGAUCUCUGUGUUAACAGGCAUCAUCCUAUUCAGCCUGGGCCUCUUCCUGAAGGUGGAGAUCCAGAAACGGAAGGAGCUGAUGUCCGCUGAUGUCCACUCAGUGCCCGACAUGCUCAUCGCCACGGGCCUGGUAGCCUGCGUCAUCAACUUCCUGGGUGGCAAGAUCUGCUACGAUUGCGUUGAUACCACCAAGUUCCUGCGAUGGAAGCUGCUGAUGCUACCGUACAUCGUGUGCACCUUCCUCUUUACCUUCUGCAUCCUGGUGGGUGGGCUCAUGUGCUACAGCAUGAGGAACGAACUGGAGGAGUCAUUAUUUCUGGGAUUGCGUAAUGCCAUGCUCUACUACAAGGACACAGGCACGCCGGGACGAUGUUAUCUCAAGCGCACAGUGGAUUUGCUGCAAAUCCAAUUCCAGUGUUGUGGAAAUGCCGGCUUCCGCGAUUGGUUCCAUGUCCAAUGGAUCAACAACCGCUGGUUGGACAUGACCCACAGUGAAGUAACAGACCGUCUGAGGAGUAACGUGGAGGGAAAGUACCUGAUGGACGGAGUGCCUUUUAGCUGCUGUAACACAUUCUCUCCACGACCCUGCAUCCAGACCCAGGUCACCAACAACUCCGCCCACUACAACUAUGACUGGAAGACGGAGGAGCGCAACCUGUGGACGAGGGGCUGCCGCCAGGUUCUGCUGGAUCAUUACACCAACAUCAUGCAGUCCAUCGGCUUUAUCGUGCUCAUCAUCUGGUUGUUUGAGCUAUGGGUGCUGACGGGCGUGCGGUAUCUCCAGACAGCUAUGGAGAACCUUCUACGUCAGGGUGACCCCGACCUGGAGUCUGACGGCUGGCUCCUGGAGAACAGCAUUGCCCAGACGGCCCGCUCUAACUUCAAAAUCAUCAAGAACCUAGGCAAGUGCUACCAGGUGGACGAUGAUCCUAACAUCGAUGUGCCCAGCACCGCUCAGCAAGAGGUGUCCACUUGCCAGAUCCCCGUGGCUAGAUAGCAUAGCGCAGCAUCCCUGGGCCAGGGCUGAGGCACGCAAAUGGGCAUCAAGUCCCAUUGUCAUUAGGUGUAAGCCUUUUGGAUGGCAGAUCUGUCUCCAGAUUAAACGUGCGACAGCUGUGAACUGAGGGAUCAAAAGGUGAAAGUGGCGAGUGCAGCAGGGCACCGCAAAGACACACAAACAGGAUCAAGGACAGCCUAUGCAGAGCGUGCUCUGAAAAAUGACCUGCUUUGUCACAUGAUACUGUAACACCUGCACCAUUUCAACAGUUUAAGAAUAUGAACUGACUGCAACUUUGUCAUUGUGCCAUACUUAAGUCAUUAAACUGAAGGGGAGCAGGGCAAAGUUGAAACGGGGUCGAACUAGUGUACAACCCAGUGCUACAACCCCAUAGACAUAAUGGACAUGGAACAGUCUGAGUGAAAGAUGAUGUCAUAAUGAGCCAUAUGUAAUGGGAAACAAUUAUGCCAAGAAAGCAGUAGAGGCUGCUGACGGGAAGACAGCUCACAAUAAUGGCUGGAAAGGAGCUAAUGGAAUGGCAUCAAACAUGUAUUUGAUACCAUUCCACCUAUUCCGCUCGAGCCAUUACCACGAGCCCGUCCAUGCCCAAUUAACCUUUCUGGGUGAAAUUGCAGGGCGCCAAAUUCAAACAACAGAAAUCUCAUAAUUAAAAUUCCUCAAACAU